GUUCUCAUCAUCUUGAUAAUUUAGGUUUAAGAGCCAUCAAUACAAUUUUUAUAAGGCAAGAACUUUUAGAGUAUAGCUAUAGGGUUUUCUUUUUGUGAAUGUUAAAAUAGUCCAAGACUCCAAGUCACCCCAUCAAUGGUCCAAGUCAGGAAGCCACCUUGUUUUACGAUAUAUGUUUUUAGGAAAUUUAGCAACUAGAAGCAAGGAAUGUGCAGUUUCUGCUGCGUGGCAACUUAUGUGGCAUCAUUGUGGCAAAGCAGAGAGUUUUUUACACUCUCCCUCAAGUUCAUUUAUGACUCAAGACUCACUGACAAGUGCUGGCUGUAAAGAGGCUGGUAAUCAGGCUUAUAAGAAUGGAGACUAUGAUGCUGCUCUUGCACAUUAUACACAGGGGCUUUCCAUCUCCAAAGAUGAGAAAGAGAAAGCCAUUCUACUAAAGAACAGAGCUGCAGUGCACCUCAAAACUGAUCAAUUUGAGGAUGUGGUCAAAGAUUGUGAUACAGCCCUGGAGCUGGCUCCUAAGGACCCAAAAGCUCUGUUCAGACGCGGACAGGCGCACGACAAGUUAGGCAACCACGAGAAGGCCUAUGCAGAUAUGCGUGCUGUUAUUGAAGUGGAUCCUAAGAACAAAGAAGCCUUAACUUUGCUAGAACGCCUACACAGAAUUGUACAGGAUAAGAUUGAGGAGAACACAAAACUUGGAGGCAAAGUGAAGCAGAUGUUUGAAAUAGUGUUUGACGCUGCAGCUGGUGCCUCAGCCGAGAAGAGGAUCACUGCAGCCAACAAUCUCAUCACCUUAGCCAGGGAAAAAGCUGGGUCGGAGUUGCUGCUGGAGCAAGGGUUGCUCCAACGCGUGGUGACGCUCCUCAAGAGCGAGAAUAAUUCUGAGGUGCGGGUUGCCUGCAUCAGAACGCUCAGUCAGCUCGCCGUCGACGUCAACAAGACGCUGAAGAUCCUGCACGAGUGCGGGUUGCCGUGGCUGCUGUCGGUGCUGAACAGCCCCCGGGACGUGGAGGUCACCGCCAUGGAGUACUGCCUCCAGACGCUCCUGCGCACCCUCACCGGACUCCCGGACCCCGCCAAGCUGCGCCCCGACACCGCGCCCGCGUACAAGAGGCGGCCUGGCGAGACUUACGAGCACGAGAAGGAGGUUAACAGCAUCCUGCUGAUGGUGACAGCAUCGCUCACCAACAGGGCAAUGUCAGGCUUGUGCCGCGACUCGCUCCUCAAGAUCCUCAUCAAAUUCCUGCCCUACGAAGCUCUCGACUGGAGCAAGAACUUCAUAAGGGCUAAUGGUUUGUUAUCCUUAUUGAAGUUAAUACUGAAUUUAUGAUGGUUUCUUUAUUGAAGCAAAAUAGNGAUUAGGUACCAUAAAAGAUCAUAUAUAUGUGUAUAUGAUGUAAAUAUAUAUGGUGUAAAUAUAUAUAAAUUAUAUGGUGUUUUGUUCAGAGAAACUCUGAUGAGAGGCACCUCUGAGAGCCAAGUGCGGGUGGCGGUGCUGCUCACCACGAUGCUGCUCGGCCCCCUGGACCUCGGCAACAUCAUCCUGGCCAAGGAAGGCAUGCUCAGCAUGCUGCUCGCCAUGGCAAACUCCGACGAAAUUCUCCAGCAGAAGGUUGCGUGCGAAGCGUUGAUCGCAGCGGCGAGCAAGAAGGACAAAUGUCGCUCCAUCAUGACGGACGGAACUGAGAUCCUCAAACGCCUCUACGCUAGCAAAGAUCCUUCCAUCAAAGUGCGGGCACUGGUCGGUCUCUGCAAGCUCGGGUCAUUGGGCGGCAGUGACGCCAGCAUGAAGCCUUUCUCUGAUGGCGCCUCGGCCAAGCUUGCGGAAGCCUGCAGGAGGUUCUUAGUGAAUCCGUCGAAGGACAAAGAUAUGAGACGAUGGGCUUGCGAAGGCCUAAGCUACCUCACUCUGGAUGCUGAAAUCAAAGAAAAACUCAUUGAGGACGGCCCAGCUCUACGUAGCAUGCUUGACUUGGCCCAGAGCGGAGACCUGAACUGCGUGUACGGUGUCGUGACGACCCUGGUGAACCUCUGCAAUGCGUACGACAAGCAGGAGGUGAUCCCUGAGAUGCUGGAGCUGGCCAAGUUCGCGAAGCAACACAUCCCUGAGGAGCACGAGCUCGACGAUAAGGACUUCGUGGACAAACGCGUUUGUGCCCUCGCUAAGGAGGGCGCCGGUGCCGCGCUUGUCGCCCUUGCCAAGACCGAGAGCGCCAACAGCAGAGAACUCAUUGCCAGGCUGUUCAUGGCGAUAUGCGAGCACCAGAAGAACCGAGGCCUGAUGGUGCAGCAGGGCGCGACCAAGGCGCUGCUUCACCUCGCGGCCGACGGCACCGCGAAGGGCAAGGAGUGCGCGGCCCAGGGGCUCGCACGCAUCGCUAUAACCAUCAACCCGGAGGUGGCCUUCCCGGGACAAAGGAUGUACGAGGUUGUGCGACCUCUCCUGACGCUGCUGGCAGUAGAAUGCAAUGCCCUGGCUAAUUUUGAAUCGCUGAUGGGCCUUUGUAACAUUGCCGGAAUGUCUGAACCUGCACGACAGAGAAUACUCAAGGAGAAAGGCCUCCCCAAGAUCGAGCACUACAUGUUCGAGGGGCACGAGAUGAUCAGAAGAGCUGCUAUCCAGUGCUUCACCAACAUGUGUAUGUCGCCUGACGUGGUGAAGCUCGUCGAGGGCCCCAACGACAAGUUCAAGUACCUGCAGCUGUGUUGUGCUGACGAGGAUCUGGAAAUUGUCAAGGCUUCUGCCGGAGCGCUGUGCAUGCUGCUCGGCGAGAGCACUAAACUCUCUCACAAAGUUUUCGAUAUAAAAGACUGGGCAGAGACGCUACUGUACAUGCUCUCCCACAGCGACAAGGAGGUGCAGUACCGCGGGGCUGUGAUCGUCAAUCUUCUCGUCAGCUCGCAUAAGGACAUAGCGAGGAAAAUUAUCAAUACUCACUGCAAGGAGGCGCUGGUUGCAAUCUGCAAGCUGGAAGGUCCAGAGCUGGCGCACCCCAAGGCACAGGAGUGUGCACGUGCUGCUAUAGCGAGCUGCGUUGCCAUGGAGCUCAUUUCUGACCCUUUCGCAACUGACGACUGAUCUUCAACUUUUAAUACUGUUUAAUACGUAUCUAAUAUCAUCCCCACGCUGCUAGAUUUCAAUACUUAGAAGAAUAAAUAUCACCAUGUGAGGACAGAAUAAAUCAAAUCGAUCAGUACCAUAGAUUCACUAAGACCACCCCACGCUUCUAGAUUUCAAUACUAGAAUAAUACUCGUUUAACGUACAAGGGUAGAAAAAUCAAAUAGAUCAGUACCAUAGAUUUAUCACUAAGACCACAGCGCUCAUGGGAUUUGUGCGGUCAUGAUGGUCCUCAUGCUCUCUUUGACCACAGCCAAGUUGGAUUUCCACGUCAAUAUCGUGUCCCUGAGACUCUCCCACUGUGCGCGGCCGAACGUACGUUGCGCGACCGUCGUUACGUUCACCUUCUUCUGGCUUUGGUCCAUACGCGCCACGACAAGUUUCGUCUUCAGGGCUGCAAAAAUUAUGUGAUCAGUUAUUAUAAUAUUGAAACCAUGUAUUUUAGGGCACAGGAAUAAUGUUUUUCUCAUGGUAAUCUUGUUGCAAUUUUAUUAAAAGUAAUUGUGCCACAAAUGAGUUCAUUUCAAAGAAUGGCAUGUAGUAUUGUUGCUUUACUUAAUAUACUUUAAUUUAUUUGUAACUUAAAAUAUGUUAACGAAACCAUUUAAAUGUUGUUGAAUGGUGGAAACACGUACCGUAGAACUCUUCAUCUAGAGAUCUAUUUUUUAGUCCUAAUAUACGAUAAGGUUUGCUGCAAUCUAACACACCAGCGCGUGCCAAUAUUCAAAGAUUUUCUAUUUUAUAGCUAAUCAGUAAUGUUGCGCGAAAAUUCUGUCCGAUGAAAAGUUUUUUGUCAGGCCUAAUGUAAUUAGUUGAUUUUAUAAUAUUUGCUAGCAAAGGCUGCAUGCGAAAAAUAAGAUGUUGUUAGCGAUUGUAUUUUACUAUUGAAAUUUGUUACGAUUAUUAAUUAAAUGAAUCGAAAUUAAAAUGUACGUCUUUCUCCGUUAAUUAUCAGAGGUGAAUUUUCAUCUUUGUCACGGUAGAGAAAAAAUCGUACUUUAACUUCUGGC
Messenger RNA from Hyalella azteca, 4132 nucleotides. RefSeq names its product protein unc-45 homolog B-like (gene unc-45). The record is from RefSeq and is a predicted model, not a curated record. Gene Ontology annotation, molecular function: Hsp90 protein binding. Lineage: Eukaryota; Metazoa; Arthropoda; Malacostraca; Amphipoda; Hyalellidae. The transcript has 19 exons.